Molecule: messenger RNA, 1613 nt
Organism: Ooceraea biroi (clonal raider ant)
Lineage: Eukaryota; Metazoa; Arthropoda; Insecta; Hymenoptera; Formicidae
Biological process (GO): detection of chemical stimulus involved in sensory perception of smell; sensory perception of smell
Cellular component (GO): plasma membrane
Molecular function (GO): odorant binding; olfactory receptor activity
Source: RefSeq, a predicted model, not a curated record
AGAGAAAUAUUAAACGUAUAUAGUAUAGCGUAAUAAUGUCUUAAGAAUAAUGAUGAUCGGUUAUACGGCACACUAAAAGUCAUAAUAUUCUUCUUGUGAAACAUUAAGAUAGGUCUUAGAUAUUCAUUAACUAAAUAGAAACAAAAAGCUACAAUUUACGCUGUUAACUCUAUUGUAACAUCACGCGACAGUUGCACAUCGUUUUUGACUGUACGAAUGUAAAGAAAAUGCGAAAAUAUAAUACAAAAUGCUACCGAGUUUAAACAAUACCGUGAGGAAGGCAGUUCAGCGCAAGCAGACAGCAGUACUUGCACAGAAAUGGCAAAAUUGUACGGCGAGUACUUACUACACGCUUAAUCGGAUUCAGUUACUAUGUAUUGGCUUGUGGCCGUAUCAGGCAUCUACUUGCAGAUAUAUUUUAAUAACAUUCUUAUCCAUCACACUUGUAUCCAGUGUAGUAGUACAGCUUAACGUUUUUAUCACAACGAAAUACAGUUUGGAACUUCUUCUGCAGAUACUUACCUAUAGCAUUCCAUGGCUGAUAUAUACAUUAAAGUAUAACAUUCAUUGCUUAAAUAUAAAAAAGGUGGAAGUACUCCUAGAACGAAUACAGCACGACUGGAGUAUAUUAACCAAUGCACGAGAGAUUGAAAUAAUAAAAAAAUACUCGGCUAUUGGGAAAUUUAUUACAUUACUUGUGAUAUUGUUUAUCCAUUUAUCUGCGUUCGGUUUCGUUCUAAUAUACCUUGUAUCAACUUUUCUUUCGGAUACUGCAGUAGAUGUAAAUGAAUCUAAUAUACGAAAUCUUCCGGGAUUAACGGAAUACUUUAUAGAUCAACAGAAGUAUUUCUUUCUGAUUUUGUUUCACAUAUCUUUCUUUGUUUGGUGUGGUCUAGCGGUAGUGGCAGCUACCGAAUCAUUUUAUAUGUCAUUAAUUCAACAUGCGUGUGGACUGUUUCAAAUAGCGAGCUAUCGUAUAGAGCAAGCUUUGCACAAAGACUUAGUACGAAAUGUUACAUCUAUUGUCGAAAGAAAUACGAUAAUAAAUCGCAAAUUAAUCAGUGGAAUAAAUAUGCAUAAAAGAGCAAUCGAGUUUGUCGAAAUGUCAAAGGCAAGUUACAAAUGGACAUAUGUUAUGUUAGGACCAUUAGGAGUAGUCUCACUAAGCAUUAAUCUUUAUCGCCUCUCACUACUGAUAACAAUCAAAGAUUAUCGCGAACUGAUCUCCAGCUUUGUGUUCGUCCUUGGUCACUCUUGGUACAUGUUUUUCGUUAACUAUGUAGGGCAGGAAGUGGUCGAUCACAGCGGGGAUGUGUUUCACAGAAUAUACAACGUACAAUGGUACACAGCUCCGUUGAAAGCGCAAAAGUUAUUACUGUAUCUGAUGCAAAGGACCAUGCGACAUUGCACAAUCGUCAUUGGUGGCUUGUUCGUUACUUCUUUACAAGGAUUUGCCUCGCUUACGAACAUGUCGGUUUCAUAUUUUAUGGUAAUUUCUUCUGUCCAUUGAUCUUGUUUGUAGAGUAAAAUAUAUUUCUUCUGUGUCAUGCAGAACUUCACCAUACAAAUAAUAUAUACAAAUAUUGUAAUAAAUUUGUUUGCAACUAAUAAAA